AUGAUUACACGGGUUAUAAAAGGUCAAAAGCAGCUACUCGAUCUGCACCGCAUCUCCAGCCCGCAUCUCAAGCAUACACCCACGGCAUUCAAGAUGAUGAAGCAGCCAACCAGCGAGCCAUACUAUGACCUUGGUACCUAUGAAUGGGAAAUCAGCACGCAGAAUUCAGAGGCCCAGGAAUGGUUUAAUCGCGGACUGAACUGGACUUAUGCCUUCAACCAUGAAGAAGCAUGUUAUUGCUUCCGACAAGCCAUUGCUCACGAUCCAGAGUGUGCAAUGGCUCACUGGGGUCUCGCAUUCGCCGCGGGCCCCAACUACAACAAAAGCUGGGCAGUGUUCAGUACCGAAGACCUCAAGAAGGUGGUCACCCAAUGCAACUCCGACGCACAGGUAGCUCUGGAAAAGUCAUCAAUGGCAACACCAAUGGAGAAAGCGGUCAUCCAGGCACUACAAAAACGCUACUUGAUCGAGGAAGUUAUGACGAACUUUCCCAAGUCAAACAAGGCUUACGCUGAAGCGAUGAGGGAGGUGUAUCGUGAGUUUGGUCACGACGAUCUAGACAUCACCACGCUCUUUGCCGAUGCGCUCAUGACAUGGACUCCAAGAGACUUUUUUGACAAGAAGACGGGAAAGCUUGUUACAUCGUCAUCUGUGCUCGAGGUCAAGGGUGUUUUGGAAACUGGUCUGAAGCACGCCGAAGUUUCUCGCCAUCCAGGUGUCCCGCACAUGUACAUCCAUCUUAUGGAGAUGUCAGACACGCCCGAGAAAGCACUUGCAGCCGCCGACAUCAUCCGUGAUCUGGUUCCAGACGCCGGUCACAUGUCGCAUAUGCCUUGCCAUAUCGAUGUCCUCGUGGGUGAGUACCGUCGCGCUAUCCUGUAUAACCACAUAGCAACUGUCGCCGACGAUAAGUUCUUUGUCAAGCAAGGCGGUCUGAACUUCUACAGUUUCUACAGGCUUCAUAACUAUCAUUCCUUGAUUUAUGCCGCGAUGUUGGCAGGUCAGUCCCAGGUUGCGUUGGAGUCCUGCGACCGCAUGGAAGCUACGGUCACAGAAGAGAUGUUGAGAGUCAAAUCGCCGCCUAUGGCUGAUUGGCUGGAGUUCUUCCUGGCUGUCAGAGUCCAUGUACUGAUUCGAUUUGGGAUAUGGGAUGAGCUCAAGAAGCUGCAAAUACCAGACGAUAAGGAUUUGUAUUGCGUUACCAUUGCUAUGCGGCACUAUGGCAUGGGCGUCGCAUACGCUGCGACAAACGACUUGGACAACGCAGACACCCAGCGUGAGCUAUUCCAUAUGGCUUCGAAAUGUGUGCCAGAAAGCCGCUUGGAUUUUCCGAACCGCAUUGUGGAUGUACUCAAAGUGGCCAGUUCCAUGUUAGACGGCGAGAUAGAAUACCGGAGACAGAACUAUGAUGUCGCAUUUUUCUCAAUCCGGGAAGCUAUAAAGCAUGAAGACAAUCUGAUAUAUACUGAGCCUUGGGGUUGGAUGCUACCGGCAAGACAUCCAUAUGGCGCUCUAUCACUUGAGCAGGGCCUGGUAGAGCAAGCAGCACGAGCCUACGCAGAAGAUCUUGGACUAGAAGGACGUCUGACGCGUGCGCAUCAACAUCCCAAGAACGUCUGGGCGUUGCACGGAUACCACGAGUGUCUUGUCCGACUCGGUCGGUCGAAGGAUGCUUCCAACGUCAAGAGACAGCUCACUCUAGCCAUGGCCGAAGCCGACGUAUCUGUAGCGUCAUCUUGUUUCUGCAGGAUUGGCGAGGUAAAUGCAUGA
This is a messenger RNA of Alternaria arborescens, 1770 nucleotides long. RefSeq lists its product as hypothetical. Lineage: Eukaryota; Fungi; Ascomycota; Dothideomycetes; Pleosporales; Pleosporaceae. The record is from RefSeq and is a predicted model, not a curated record. The coding region runs from base 1 to 1770 and encodes 589 amino acids. Gene Ontology annotation, molecular function: protein binding. The transcript has 2 exons. Gene Ontology annotation, cellular component: intracellular anatomical structure.